AUGGUAGACAUGGUACAAGCGGUCCAAAAGGUCCACCUGGUGAUAUUGGUUUGCCUGGUUUUUCCUGGUGAGCCUGGUGACCCUGGUCUCCCUGGAUUAAUUGGACCACCUGGUUUAGAUGGUUUUUCAUUCAAAGGAGAACGUGGGCCUCCAGGUCUUCUCGGUCUUGAUGGUAAACCUGGUUAUGUAGGACAACGAGGAUUACCAGGAGAAGUUGGAGAACAAGGACCACGUGGUUCAAAUUAUGAAGGACAACCUGGCCUUGAUGGUUUACCUGGGAUUGAUGGUUUAGAUGGUGUGAAGGGUCCUCCUGGAAACCGUGGUGAAAUUGGUAAUAGAGGACCAGCUGGGCGUGGACAAGGUCCCAAAAUUGGAAUUCCAGGACAGAAAGGUACACGUGGAGAUUAUGGAGAACGAGGUCUUCCAGGUCUUCCAGGAAAACCUGGUCUUCCUGGUUUCAAAGGUCACAAAGGUGAUAAUUGUGGCUAUUGCAGUGAUGGUACUCCAGGAGAGAAAGGUGAAAGAGGUCCCACCUGGAAGAUUUGUGACCAUCUAUCUAUCUAUCUAUCUAUCUAUUAUCUAUCUAUCUAUCUAUCUAUCUAUCUAUCUAUCUAUCUAUCUAUCUAUCUAUCCCAUCUAUCAGUUAUACACGCUUAG
This is a messenger RNA of Acanthosepion pharaonis, 657 nucleotides long. NCBI's taxonomy places the organism in Eukaryota, Metazoa, Mollusca, Cephalopoda, Sepiida, Sepiidae. The record is from the annotation of a GenBank genome assembly.